GUAAUGUGAUAGUGUGAUAGGCACUCGACGGUUUUGUAUGAUUUAGUACCUGAUAAAAUAGUGCUAUUUUUUAUAAUAUAAUUGCGAUUAAUAACCAAACGUUAUCAAGUCUCAGCAAGCAAUAAUUAUGGAUUAAUAUCUACUUGUAUAUUCAAAGAAUUUGUUACAAUACAUUUCAUAUUCUUGGCGUUAUUUUGACGCGUGUAUGUGACAGGUCUUAUCAUCUAUACAAGAAAAAUGGGGAUCGUACAAUCCGUAUUUUGUGCUAUGACAUUUUGUUUCGAAAGAAUAUUGACAUGGAUUUGCUGCGCUUUUGUGCUAAUAGUGCUGAUAUUCGGAAUUCUCAUGCUGAUGGUGUACGGCAUCUCAGUAGGCUAUCACUACGCACAGAAAGAACUAACAGAUUUUGCAUACUACGCAAGAGCCGAACCGUGGGAGCAAUACAGCCUGCGAUCCGGACAGAAUCAAAACGAAGAAGGAGCCGGACCCAUGAGCCUACCUGUUGAAGACAGUGGUCAGUCAAUCGACUCACGUCCAGUACUUGCAGCUUACCAGACCGAAAAGCCUGAACAGCAGGCUUACAGGCGACCACCAGAAACGCCAAUCGUCCUUCUAGCAACUGAAAGGUCUAGGAAAGAUCAUGAGCCAGGAUCUCAUGAACGUGAAUUGGCGCGCAAACUCAUUGGUCGUUUCCGUCGCUCCAACAAUAAUAUAACGAGUCAGUCAUCACCUUUUCCUAAGGAGUAUUCAGACAGCACCUUACCACGUGACAAAAGAAUGGCAUUUAUAUGAAAUACCCGAACCUUCCAUUGUAAAGUAAUUUGCAUUGGGAUAUGAGGAUACUUAACUAAGAUACGAGUACCUACGAAAAUGCCUGCAUAGUAUAGGUACAUAAUCUUAGGCAGUUAUCCACAUAACUACAUAAGUAAUAAGUACCCAUUCCUAAAGUUAAGGUACAUAAACUGAACAGUAGCCUUCUAUUACACACCUACUAAUAUUGUUUUUUAUUUUUUGUGUAGUUAUUUUCUAUAGUAAUAUAUUUUUAUUUUAUAAUGUUGUACAUAUUAGUAAAUUGUAUAAUGUACACUUUUAUUUUAUAAUGCUGUAUUAAUAAAUUGUUAAAGAAUAUUUUAAUUUUAUAAUGUUCUAUUAAUAUUAACCCGGGUCAAACCCGAGAAGGAGAGACCUCUCCUUUUUGGGUUUUACCCGGUAAAAAUGGGCACCUCGUCUCGCAACCCGCAGGAAAAACGGUGCUCAUAAAUUGUAAAUUGUACACUUUUAUUUUAUAAUACUGUAUUAAUCGAUUGUUAAAGAAUAUUUUAUUUUAUAAUGUUCUAUUAAUAUUAACCCGGGUCAAACCCGAGAAGGAGAGACCUCUCCUUUUUGGGUUUUACCCGGUAAAAAUGGGCACCUCGUCUCGCGACCCGCAGGAAAAACGGUGCUCAUAAAUUGUAAAUUGUACACUUUUAUUUUAUAAUACUGUAUUAAUAAAUUGUUAGAGAAUGUUUUAUUUUGUAAUGUUCUAUAAAUAAAAUUGUAAAUGUAAAAUUUUAUUUUAUAAUGCUAAAUAAUUUGUUAAAGAAUAUUUAUUUUAUAAUGUAAUAUUAAUAUAACGUUGAGGAGGUCUCUCCUUCUCGGGUUUGACCCGGUAGUAUUAAUAAAUUGUAUAAUGUACA
Molecule: messenger RNA, 1676 nt
Organism: Spodoptera frugiperda (fall armyworm)
Lineage: Eukaryota; Metazoa; Arthropoda; Insecta; Lepidoptera; Noctuidae
Exons: 6
Coding region: 238-792 (184 amino acids)
Source: RefSeq, a predicted model, not a curated record